AUGGAAGGAUUCUCAAGAUAUUUGGACAGAGAUGCUCACCAAAAUCUGUUUAGUGGGUUUUCUGUAACACCUUUUAGCAUUAUUUUCAAUCACCUGCAUUAUGUUGAUGAAACUAUAUUCUUCAUUGAUCACAUUAAAGAGGAACUUCUCGAUUUAUUUUCAUCUCUCAAGUGUUCUGAGUACAUCGCCGGUCUAAAGGUUAAUACCUCUAAGACAAGACUCAUAGCAAUUGGUGAUAUGCCAGAAUUAUCUGUGUGGCCUUCUGAGUUUGGUUGUGCCACUGACAAACUCCCUUUCAUGUACCUUGACAUGCCUCUUGGAGCUAAAGCAAAUUUUAAGCGCAUAUGCGACCCUAUUAUUGAGAAGUUUGAGGAAAUAUUAUCACUCUGGAGACAGAUUUCACUUUCUAAGGGAGGUAAACUUGCUCUCCUAAAAUGUUUACCUACCUCUCUGCCAAUUUAUUAUUUUUCUCUUUUCAAAGCCCCUGCAACAGUAAUUAAAACUCUCGAGAAGAAAAUGAGAAAUUUUCUUUGGGAACAUGGCGCUGGAUCAAUGGUUUCAUUAAUUGGGGUAUCGUUUGUGCUGACAAAGAGAGAGGUGGUUUGGGUGUUUGCAAUUUGA
Molecule: messenger RNA, 621 nt
Organism: Papaver somniferum (opium poppy)
Lineage: Eukaryota; Viridiplantae; Streptophyta; Magnoliopsida; Ranunculales; Papaveraceae
Exons: 1
Coding region: 1-621 (206 amino acids)
Source: RefSeq, a predicted model, not a curated record